This is a messenger RNA of Purpureocillium lilacinum, 456 nucleotides long. The record is from RefSeq and is a predicted model, not a curated record. NCBI's taxonomy places the organism in Eukaryota, Fungi, Ascomycota, Sordariomycetes, Hypocreales, Ophiocordycipitaceae.
AUGUUUGGACUGCCUGUCUCGGUCGCGUGCCUUGGGGUGCGAAGCGCAUGGGCCGCGCUGAUCGAUAAUGCUGCGACUCCUCGCACGUCUCGCUCCCGGACAGCAUCGCAGCCCAAGGGGACGUCGUCGCCAUCCUUUCGCCGCACCACACUGGGCACUGACAGUAGUGCACAGAAAAUACCAGCUAUUAUGCAGGAUACAGCGCCAUGUAUCUGGCGACGCCCGCAACUCUAUUCGCGGCCGCCUGGCCGACCCUUCAUUAUCCCACAGACUCGGUGGCGUGGUUUCACAGCCUUGCAAGCUGGCCCGGGCCCUCACAUUGAGCGCCGGCUAAUAACAGCAGCGUAUUGGCAGGCGGGGAUGUCUGUCAUCGCACACGGUCCCGCGCUCGACUGGGCUCCAUGGUCCGUCCAGGUGUGCCCAAUGCGACAGCCUCGCGACCAACGGGCAAUGUGA